CAUGAACAGUCUGUUCGUCGUGUUCUGUCCAACUACCGUGUCCUGGUUUGCUUAUAAAAGCACGUGAAGCAAAAAGCACGACUUGCUCGUUACUCGCCUCUCUGUCUCUCAGUGGCUUGCAUAUGAGACAUUUCUCCGAUUCGGUGGGACCUGAUGCUUAGCUCUCAGCUUUGUGCUGCUAAACCAGCUGUGUGUAUCUUGAUGAUAGCCAUGGCCCAAGUGGCCGCUCACGAGGACGGAGAGAAAACUACAGCACUCAAAGACCUGCUAUCAAGAAUAGAUUUAGAUGAACUCAUGAAGAAAGAUGAACCCCCUUUUACUUUUCCUCAAACCCUGGAAGAGUUUGAAUAUGCCUUCAAUGAACGUAAGUAACGGUCAGCUUCGACACACAAAAACAGGAGAACAUUUUAUCUUCAAUGCAAGAGAGGAUCUCCAUCGCUGGAAUCAGAAACGUUAUGAAGCUCUAGGAGAGGUCAUUCAUUGUCAGACAGAAGCAGCACGGCAAAAGGCCACGCUAAAAAUCAUCACUCAGUAUGUUUACGAGCUGCUGGAGAAUAAGUGCAACAUGACAAAAGCAAUCAUACCAGUCGACGCUGCUGCGGAUGAGCCUUCGAGUUUUAUCUACCUAAGCCCCGAUGCCUUGUCCAACCCAUCCAAGCUACUGGUGCUGAUCCAGGGAAGUGGUGUUGUUCGGGCUGGUCAGUGGGCCCGCAGACUCAUCAUCAAUCAGGACUUGGACUCUGGAACUCAAAUUCCUUUCAUCACCAGAGCCAUGGAGGAGGGCUACAGUGUGAUAGUAUUAAACCCGAACGAGAACCACCUGGAGGUGGAGAAACCGUCCGAGCCUUCCACGUUUUCGUCCUCUCCGACCGAACACUUCGACGAACCUGUCGAAAAGAAGGAACGCAAAGAUGACAAGGAGGGCAAGAAGAGGAGAGAAUUUUACGAAAAGUACCGCAACCCGCAGAAGGAGACGGAGACAGAGAGGAUUCCCAUACGGGAAAAUGCUUCCUCUGAGGAACACGUGCUUUACGUAUGGGAUCAUUUUGUGGCCAAAGCUGCUGCCAAGCAUGUCUUCGUCGUGGCCCACAGCUACGGAGGGUUGUCCUUUGUCGAGCUGCUGAAUCACAGAGAAACCGAAGUAAGGAACAAAGUCUGUGCUGUGGCUCUGACGGAUUCUGCUCACAGCAUGUGGCUGCAGGAUACUAGUAAAAGCACACAGGACUGGAUGCAGCAGCACUGCUGUAACUGGGUCUCAAGUCCAGAACCUUUGGACACACCCCUGGACUCCAUGCUGCCAGACUGCCCACGUGUCUCUGCAGGCACAGAACGGCACGAGUUGACCUCCUGGAUGAGCUUUGAGUCCAUCUUCAGGUUCUUCGGCGAGGUGGUGGAGGCUAAAGAGGACGAGGAGACAGAAGAGACAUCCAACAUCGUUACCACUCGCAGCAGCUCCCUCAAAAGCAAACACCUUGAGUUGUAAAACAACGCUGAAUUAUUUGGAGAGUGAGAGACUUUUGGUGUAUUUUUCUAGCUUUUUGUAAGAUUCUCACUCUCACUCCCAGGGUGUCAUUGCUACCGUGGCCAGGAAGUGUCAGGCAAUUUGCAAAUUCCAAAUGCUUUGAAAAUGCACGAAUCCCAAUAGCCUUAAUAGGAAUGCAAAAUGACCACAUCGGAAGUAGACUUACAAGUUAGAACGCUAGAUAUGUAUACCGUACAUAGUAUUUGUAAAUAUAUUGCUAUGUGAGCCUUCCUUAGUCUGCUCAGACGUAGUCAUGCAGUAGAGAUCGUGGUAACAGCUAAUGUUAGCCAGUCAGCCGUGUGACCGAAGUAAGCGAAUAACGUCAAACAACGAUCUCGACUGGAAGAUUAAGUUAGCGGCUAACGUCAUACAACCAACUGUACUAGGUAACUAUUUCUAAAAACCUCUGAGGCAAAGGUGAAUACAAAUUGAGAAAUGUAAAAAUCCUUAUAUGAGGUUAGCCGCAAUAAUUGCUAACAUUAGCUAGGCAGUUGUGUGUACUUACUUCCAUUGUAUGCCUGACAACGGAAGCAAGCACUCAUUUACGUCUGACUGGCUCACGUUAGCAGCUAACGUCACAGUCAUCUGUACUGGUUGAUCAUGUUAGUGGCUAACGUCAUACAAUCAUCUCUAUACUUGACAACUUCUGACAAACCUCAGGCAGAGAUGGACACACAGCAAUAUUUACCAAAGUGUACCAACUGGAAAAGUCUAUUUCCAUUGUGGCCAUUUUGUAUUUGUGUUUCAACUUUUGGCAUUUGUAUUAUUUUUCUGUUGGAAUUUGCAAAUGGCUCGACCCUUCCCGACCACCUUAUGUUCGGCGUACACACGCAAAAGUUGUCAUUGUUUUCGUAAGAGAUGAGAAAUGAAAGUCAACAUGUAAACUUCAUACAAUUGCUUUGCGUUGCUUCUAAAUGAGCGCAACUGCAGAGGCAAUAAUUGCUGGAGCAUCACUGAAAGUUGACAUGGAAUUGGUAAAGACCCCUGUGGUACGCCUCACAUCAAUACCCCUUUUGUUUUAAUGAUAAUGAUUGCUGGCCAUUGCUGGCGAUAGACUUCCAAUACGUUUUUACCUUCCCAGUCAAAAUAGAUUGGACAUCUAUAGUCGUUAAUGGCAUCCAAUGAGGUGAACUUUAAAAUCACUUAAACUUUAGCGCCAUUUAAGGAAUACAUCAUUUGAACAUGAACCAUAAAUCAACUAUCACAUGUGUGUAAAUCCAAGAUCUCAAUAUUCUAAGCCUGAAUGAUGCUAGAGAAAGUACAACAUAUCUAUUUUCCCCUCCGCUAAAGUCCUUUUCUUGUGUUCUUAGAUGUGACAAGUGGCUGCUCACUCGCUCAUAAUCUGGAAUAUGUGACACAAACAUGAUAACGUUUUUCUUUUUUUUAAAUUUCCUAAACCACUCAAGGCUUAACGCAAUAUGCUUUUAAUGUGUGGCGACAUUAGCGAAAUCUCAAGCCAAUGCUAAAUCUCAUGAUACCUUAGACACUUUCUUAAAUAUGUACUUUCCCCUUAUUCCCCCCUCACUUCACGUCUUGACUAUUGUUUAACUUUUAGCUGUGAAAUCCUAUUUCUCCCUCAUGCCCACCCAGUCUGUGUGUGGAAAUGUGUGUGUGGUUUAAUGCUUUUGAGGAUUAUCUUUGUGCUGUAAUGAGACAACUGUGGCUGAUGGUUUCAAGGCCUAAUUUCCUUUUAAUUUGAUUCCCAUCUCUCCUGGUUUCAGCAAAAAAAAAAAAAAAAUGAUUUGCUUAUUAUUUGAUUUGAUGAUUUUGGUGUCCAGAUAGCGUUGCUCAUCUUUCUGUUUUUCAGAGGGAAAAAAUCUGCUCAUUUUUCCCCCCACUCUCAAUAAUUGUAUAUUGUUGCCUGGAGGGAACAAACAAGGCUCAGUGCUUCUAAUAAGAAGCCAAAGUAAGAUCGAAGUGAAGAUGAAAGAAUCCAAAGCACAGUUUGCAAAGAAAGAAAAGAGGAUUUAUUUUGCCAAUUUUUCUUGAAGACAUUAUUUUUUCAUGCAAAAGUCUUUGUAUUUCUUUAAUAAAAUACCUGCAUUCAUGUUUUAUGACACGUCCAUGUCGAUAAUAUUUUAAUUUACCUAAGUUCAAAUGUUUCGCAAGUUCUUUAAAAGUUUGCAUUUUUGCUGUCAAAUCAUUCAUGAAAAAUAGUGUAAAAACUUUUCGGAUGCAAAUAAAGUUUUGCACAUUGGUUAUUA
This is a messenger RNA of Corythoichthys intestinalis (scribbled pipefish), 3726 nucleotides long. RefSeq names its product ARB2 cotranscriptional regulator A (gene arb2a). The record is from RefSeq and is a predicted model, not a curated record. NCBI's taxonomy places the organism in Eukaryota, Metazoa, Chordata, Actinopteri, Syngnathiformes, Syngnathidae. Bases 305 to 1483 code for a protein of 392 amino acids. Gene Ontology annotation, cellular component: nucleus. The transcript is spliced from 12 exons. Gene Ontology annotation, molecular function: siRNA binding. Gene Ontology annotation, biological process: regulatory ncRNA-mediated heterochromatin formation.